GAGUCUGUGGGUGGAAACACACAAACGCAGAUUAGAGCACACGUGGAAAAUGACUGAACGUCUAUGAGGCUGUCAUAUUCAUUGUCAUCGCAUUCACAUGAAUGAAUGAACGUAUGGACGCUGUCUAAUGAGGGGAACGGUCCCGCUGCGUUCACUGCUGCUCAGUGUGCACUAAAACCGGUGUUUGUACAUGAUUAUUGAUGUCAGAGCGUCACGUGGACGCGCUCUCGUUCUAGUGCGCGUCCACGGGGACGUCUGGUUUCCAAUACGCAGGAAUGGGCUAAUCCCACCGCGUGCGUAAAGCGAGCUCGUGCCAAAAGCGCGGCUCAAAACCGAGCCGCCGUCUGUCUCACAGACACUUUGUUCCGACGAGCCCACGGCGACGCAUCGCUCUUUACGCACAGCGCGACGGCGGAGCGCGAGCCGCUCUUCAUCACUGCACGCGGACUUGACGCACCGCACGCGCCUGCUUCCACUUCCACGCCGUUUGUUGUGGAGCCGCACGUUUUCCGACCUGUAGAGUUCCUUUUUCACUCGCUUUCGCCGCGCGUAAAAUCUCCUUUGGCGCCGUCGGACGCGUCGAACAUGGGGAACUUCACGGAACCGUCAGAGAAGCACACUUUGGGGACGUGGACCGACUACAGCGUCCAGUACAAAGUGCUGAGCAGCCUGUUGCUGCUCGUGAUCUGCGCGUUCGGCAUCGUGGGCAACGUGAUGGUGAUCCUGGUGGUGCUCACCACCAAACACAUGCGCACGCCCACCAACUGCUACCUGGUGAGUCUGGCCGUGGCGGACCUCAUGGUGCUCACGGCCGCCGGGUUGCCGGCCGUCGCCGACAGCAUCUUCAGGUCGUGGGUGUUCGGCCACUACGGCUGCCUCAGCAUCACCUACUUCCAGUACCUCGGCAUCAACGCGUCCUCCUGCUCCAUCACCGCCUUCACCAUAGAGCGCUACAUCGCCAUCUGCCACCCGAUUAAAGCGCAGUUUCUCUGCACUUUAUCCAGAGCCAAGAAGAUCAUAGUGUUGGUGUGGGCCUUCACGUCGCUCUACUGCGUGAUGUGGUUCUACCUGUCGGACAUCCAGACGCUGGAGUACGACAACAUCACCAUCACCACCUGCGCCUACCGGGUCCCCAGGAAGUAUUACCUGCCCAUCUACUUCUUCGACUUCGGCGUCUUCUUCGUGCUGCCGCUGCUGCUCUCCGCCGUGAUGUACGGGCUGAUCGCGCGCAUCCUCUUCCUCAACCCGCUGCCGUCCGACCCCAAAGACAAGAAGAAGAACGGCCACGCGCCGGGCAAAGUCAGCAGCUGCAAGAACUCGCGUCACUCCAGCUCCACGGCCACGUCCCGCAGACAGGUGACCAAGAUGCUGGCGGUGGUGGUGGUGCUGUUCGCGGCGCUGUGGACGCCCUACCGCACGCUGGUGGUGGUCAACUCCUUCCUGGCCGAGCCCUACCUGGACCGCUGGUUCCUGCUCUUCUGCCGGACCUGCAUCUACCUCAACAGCGCCGUCAACCCGCUCAUCUACAACGCCAUGUCGCAGAAGUUCCGCGCCGCCUUCCGCAAGAUCUGCGGCUGCGGGCGCGGGCGCGGGCGCGCGGACCGGCCGGCCGCCUACAGCGUGGCGCUCGCCUACAGCGCCGCCAAGGACGCCUCCGUCGCCGAGAGCGCCGAGCACUUCACCACGGAGCUGGAGGAGCUCACCGUCACCGACGAGCUGCUGUCCGAGCAGAAGGCCAUGUUCUCAGAGGCCUGUGGCUACGCGAGGGGCGGCUUCAGCGAUGCCUGAGGUCAGAGGUCAGAGGGCGGGGACGCGAGGCUGAUGGAGUCUGUUAGUGGGUUCAUGGAAAACGACUGAACGUCACACAGCUCCAUCCAGAACGUAGGCCGCGAACAGAACCGCCAUCACCAGGUCCGGCUGGCGCGUAGACGGACCCGGACUCGGACCCGGACCCGGACCCGGACCCGGACCCGGACCCGGACUCGGACCCGGACUCGGACCUGACCCGACGCGUCCACGCUCCGGCUCCACAAACCAAAGACUCAGCAGCUCGUCAGUGUUGGGAUUUAUAGCUUUCUUUCGAUCUCAUCGUCAUUUUCUCUUCAGAGGUUUCGUGUUUUCACACACGACCCGGUCCCCGUGCGGCUUUAGCAGCUGGACGCUGCCCCCCCCCCCCCCCCGUUCUCAGGGCAGAUGGUCCAUUAAAGCGUGACUCACACCUGAACCUUCACUCACAAAGCAGCUCCUAUUUUUACUGUGAAGGACGUUAUCGCGGCCUCGAGCGCAUUGUCCACGGCGCCGACGCUGCAGACGCUGCAGACGCUGCAGGCGCUGCAGCGUCUGCAGCGUCUGCAGGCGCUGCAGACGCUGCAGACGCUGCAGACGCUGCAGACGCUGCUGAGGCUGCGUGUGGUUCUGAGUGAGGAGGACACAACGCUGAGCUCCAGGCUUUAAUAUUUACAGUCCUGACUCCACGCAGGCGUAUUUCACCAGAGGUUUAUAAGAUGUCACCCACACACUUACAUGUUGAUUUGGGCCUCAUGCUACAGUGGACCCCCCACUGUGGGUCCAACACACACCCUGUGAAGGCUUGUACAUAGUUGUGCAGGUUUACCGUCAGUGUUGAGGUGUGUGUUUAGUGUCAUGUGACCUCGUGGAAGCUGUUCAUGCUGAUGUGACGUCAGCUUUAUUACUCUGAUGCUUCGCUGCGUUUGCUUUAGUCGCCUCAGACUCGCACUCAUGCAGCCGUGCGGUAACGUGUACACGGUGACUGUUGGUCACAGACGUCUAACUUAUACUGUGUGAUGUGCUGUCGCUGCAGCUUUUGUGUUGCUUUGUUACCCAGUGAAUCUGUUGACAUUUAUCUAUUAACUUUAAAUUUGUACAUUUGAUCUUAUUGAAAAUAAAAGUUGACUCUGUAUUCAAA
Betta splendens (Siamese fighting fish) is the source of this 2926-nucleotide messenger RNA. It is a transcript of the gene trhrb, whose product is annotated as thyrotropin-releasing hormone receptor b. Gene Ontology annotation, cellular component: membrane. The record is from RefSeq and is a predicted model, not a curated record. The transcript has 2 exons. NCBI's taxonomy places the organism in Eukaryota, Metazoa, Chordata, Actinopteri, Anabantiformes, Osphronemidae. Gene Ontology annotation, biological process: phospholipase C-activating G protein-coupled receptor signaling pathway. The coding region runs from base 586 to 1788 and encodes 400 amino acids. Gene Ontology annotation, molecular function: thyrotropin-releasing hormone receptor activity.